Messenger RNA from Drosophila biarmipes, 1366 nucleotides. Its product is annotated as major royal jelly protein 1. Gene Ontology annotation, cellular component: extracellular region. The transcript is spliced from 4 exons. NCBI's taxonomy places the organism in Eukaryota, Metazoa, Arthropoda, Insecta, Diptera, Drosophilidae. Bases 92 to 1279 code for a protein of 395 amino acids. The record is from RefSeq and is a predicted model, not a curated record.
CCGUUCAGACAGUUUUAUGUUCUGGCCAAACGUGGUUAAUCGCGUGUUGGAUCUGUGUUUCAAGGAAUCCUCCUAAGAAAGCGCCCCGAAAAUGUCGCAGCUGCCUUUGCUGCUCCUCGUGGUUUCCGCCUCCGUGGUCCUGGCCGGUUACAGCUCCUCCACCGACGAGGCCGGCUCCACAGAUGCCUCCAACUCCAUUGGGGGCACCAAGUGCGACAAGAAUCCGCUGGGUGAACUGACCUUCCAGCUGAGCGGCAGCAGCCUUCACUGGCCCUGUGAGUCCACCAAGAACAUCUACGUCCAGUCCGGUAGAUAUGUGCCCCGGAACGUGAUUGUGACCCGCGCCCAGCUGCAGCGGGACUCCGCGUUUGUGGCCCUGCCCAGGUACAAGCAGGGCGUGCCCUUCACCCUCGGCAAGGUGAACCUGAAGAAGGGCGAGUGCCUCACCAAGAUCGCGCCCUAUCCCUGCUGGGCCAUCCAGGAGGAGGGCAACUGCCAGGCCCUCCAGUCCGUCGUGGACAUAGCCGUCGAUCAGAACGGACUGCUUUGGGUUCUGGACGUCGGCAUUGUCAACACCUUGGAGCAGCCCAUUCGGAGGUGCAGCCCCAAGAUCGUGGCCAUAAACACAGCCAACAACAAGGUGGUCAAGAGCAUCGACCUGAGUGACCUCGUCACCUCCGAGAGCCGGCUGCAGUUCAUCGUGGUGGACUACUCCAAGGACAACAAGCCAUUCGUCUAUGUGGCCGAUGCCGGAGCUCGCAGCAUCCUGGUGUACGACAUCACCGGCAACAAGUCCUACCGCAUUGUCCUGCCCAGGGCCACCGCCCCCACCAGCGACGUGCUCUACGUGGCGCUCACCUCCAAGCCGGAUGGCACCUCCACCCUGUUCUUCAGCUACCUGAGCUCCCCGCGCCUGUACUCCAUUAAGGGCGAGUACCUGCGGGUGGGUCAGGGGGCGGGCUCCAUCAUCGACGUGGGCCCCAAGCCCUACGGCAAGCAGGCCGUCCUCCUGGGCGCCGAUGGGGGCACCUCCCUGUUCUUCCGCUACAAGGGCGAGAACGACAUUUACCUGUGGGACUCGGAGACCUGCUUCAAGGCGGCCAAUCUGCAGGAGGUGCAGCGGGGCGGCGACUGCCGCCUCUCCACCCAGGUCCUGCCGGGGCACAAGCGCUUCAUGUGGGCGCUGGAGAGCAACUUCCACGACUUCAUCUCGGAUCGCACCGGCUGCAACGGAGCCUCCAUCGUCCUGCACCCCGUGGUGAGGGAGUGCGACGAUUGAACCAGGAGCCCUCCACUGGGUUAGCUAUAAGAUUCCUUUUGUUGUCGUUAUUGAGUCUCAUUAAAAUUUGGUGAAUUUUUAAAAUAA